Messenger RNA from Histoplasma mississippiense, 2232 nucleotides. RefSeq lists its product with no specific name. The transcript has 5 exons. Gene Ontology annotation, molecular function: RNA polymerase II cis-regulatory region sequence-specific DNA binding; DNA-binding transcription factor activity, RNA polymerase II-specific. The record is from RefSeq and is a predicted model, not a curated record. The coding region runs from base 1 to 2232 and encodes 743 amino acids. Gene Ontology annotation, biological process: positive regulation of ribosomal protein gene transcription by RNA polymerase II. Lineage: Eukaryota; Fungi; Ascomycota; Eurotiomycetes; Onygenales; Ajellomycetaceae.
AUGACAUCUCUAGCUGACUGUACAGAGGUGGAGCGGCAGCUUCAGAUCAGCAAAGACCUCUUUUCGUACGGGGAAAAGGCCCUGGCCCUGGCCCUGCAGAAUCGACCAAAGAAUACCAAUAAGCAGUAUCUCCCCAAGCAGAGAGAAGGGCGGGACUUCUGCAAGGAGACUGGCUUUGAAGAUGGGGAGAUGGUGACAGAGAGAAAGCUGGUCUGGUUUCUGGAGGAGAAGGUGCUUUGUCGUCCACUGCAGGGCUCUGUUUAUAAGAGCAAGAGAGCUCGUACGGACAGGGAUGGCAACACUGUGCUGCAGACUGUGGGUAAGAGCACAGUCAAGCUAUAUGUGGCAGCCGUGGUGGAUCUGUACAGAUUUCAGAAGAGCAGAGGAAUCAACUCCUCUGAUCAUCCACGUGGACAGCUGGUCAGUGCAGUUCUUCGUACGCAUGAAACCAAGGAGUCUGUACGAAAGCGGGCACAGUAUGUGGAUCGGGGGGCCAAUACUCUGCAGGAUGGAUACAAUGAGAAGAUGAUGAUUCAUCUGAUGAAGUUCUGCUGGACUGGCUGGUAUAAAAAUGAUCAAACAUCUGUGAUGAGCCAUCUUCGUACAGGGCUGAACUUCCUCAUGAAUCACAACAUGCUUCUGCGGGGGGAGACAUCCCGUACGGCACAGCUGCCUGACCUUUUCACCCUUCAGCUUUCAAAUGAGGGGCCCACUCCAUGCUGGCCUAUGAUUCUCAUCACAGAUAAUGGCAAGACCAACCAGCUGGGGCGGCUGGAUUCGUACGAGCAAUGGCAGGGUUUGAACCACAGACUCAGGGCAACUACUUUCUUCCUCGAGCCACCAUCCCCCCCCCCCCCGAAGCAGCUGGAGGCUGCCAUCUGGCCAUGGGUGGAUGUCUGGCUAGAUAGAUUUGAUUCGUACGAGAGAUUGAGCCAGAAACAGAGACAGACACAGAGGAGGGAAAGAGAAGCAGCAGAAAUGGAAGAAGUGAAGGAGACAGAGCAAGAAUUGCCAGAGGAUGAACAAGACUUAGCAGCUCAGGGAUUUCUGCGGCUGCUGAAGCAGCUUCGUACAGUGAUUCUUCAGGACUCUGUGCUUCUGCAGAGGCAGUUCCCUGACCACCCUCUCUGGUCAGAUGCUCUCUUCGUACGAGAGGAUUAUCAGAAAUAUACUCUUCAGAUUGUUCAGGCUCUUGAGACAGCUGUGGAGCCUCAGGAGAUUCAGAUUCAGCGAGUAGUACCUGUCAUUACUGAUCAGCUGAAAAAUGUGCGACAGGAGAUGAUUCAGUCCAUUGAUAAGUGGGGUUAUGAGAAUCAACAGCUGCAGCAAAAGAUGGCUCAGCAGCUUGCUGAUCUAGUUGAUGGUCAAAUCACCUUCUCCAUACGGGCAGUUCCUCAGAGCUCUGCUGCUCAGAAUUCAGUGAUGAAUCUGGCUGCCAUUCCCUCUGCUUUCUCUCUGCCCUCCUCUUCUUCUACUCUUUCCAGAGACAUCGUACAGAGGUCAGUGGAGUCAGAGAUGGAGAUGAGACAAUCAUCAUCUAACAAUGCUGAAUCUGUGGAUCUGACAGCCACACUUCUCACCUCUUCCUGGACAGGAAAUGGCUAUUCUCUUUCCCGUACGAUACAGUCAGUGCCUGAUCUGUGGCGGGAGUGGACCACUGGUCUGGGGGGUGGUCCAUCAGUGCAGAGCCUGGAGGAUCAGGGAGGCAGCUGGCGCAAGAGCUCCUCCAAGGAGCAGAUGAUGUUCUGCCGGCGAAAGAUCAUCAUCAAUGAGAUUCGUUUCCUACUAUACAGUGUAUUCUCUCACUACAGCUGGCUAUCGUACGAAGACAACAGAGGGUGGGCUCUCUCCCUCCUCGGUCUCUCUGGCCCUCAGGGCCCCCAUCGCAUCCUCUUCGUGGCUGAUCAACAGCUGAGUCCCUUCACCCGCAGUCCACAAUCCAGGGCAGUCCUGGGUCUCCCAGGGCAAGAUGUACCCUCUGUACGAGGCAGCAUGACAGAGCUGCAGGUUCGAAGCCACCGGCCAUCGUACAUCAAUGCCUUUCUCAUUCAAUCUCGCGGCCGGACGGAGCCACAUGCAUGCCUUGCCUGCCGGAGUGCUCAUCCAGGUCUUCGGCCAUUCCCACAGAAUGCCGUCGCCUGCCUGGCCACUUUGGUGGAGCUUGUGGCAACUGCAAAUGGCGUGAUCAUGCCAUUCGCUGCUCCGUACGAGAUGGGGAAGGGGUGGAGGUGA